AUGAUUGAAGCACUCCGGGAGCUGCCAUCCUCCAGGUUUGCACUAUCCCUGAUGAGCAACAUGGGUAAGACCACUGUGGGAGAGAAAUGUCCUGCUGGUCCACGCCUCGACUUCGAUUUUAUUACAAAGAACGUAAGCGAGUUACGAAAGGAAGCUCCAGCUAAACCGAUGCUUAUUGGGUGCAGCUCUGCUGAAGGACUUGUGUUCUGUUUUGGAAUGGACCACUCGCUUAGCUCGAUAAUGGAGUACAUUUCUUCAAUCGUUCCCGAAAAGGAGCAUCCUCGCAUGUUCAAGAAACUGCGAGAGAAAGUUUUUGAGAAAGUUCUGUCAAAUCCGGACGACUACGAAGAAACAGCACGAGCUGCUGUAGAGAUCCUUGGCGAUGUAUUCGUGAACAUCGGAAUGCAAACGACAAUUUUGGAGACCUUGGAAGCACAUGAUGCUCCUUUGUACUUCUAUUCGUUUGAUUACUACAACCCUAGAAGCUGGGGACCACUAUCACUGCGAUGGCCUUUCAAA
This is a messenger RNA of Cooperia oncophora, 519 nucleotides long. Lineage: Eukaryota; Metazoa; Nematoda; Chromadorea; Rhabditida; Trichostrongylidae. The record is from the annotation of a GenBank genome assembly.